Messenger RNA from Cooperia oncophora, 606 nucleotides. The record is from the annotation of a GenBank genome assembly. Lineage: Eukaryota; Metazoa; Nematoda; Chromadorea; Rhabditida; Trichostrongylidae.
UUGUCUCAUAGCAUUCAGGAGGUUGAUUUCUGCUCUGUUCCCGGCCCUCUCUGCACCGAGCUACCAUUUUAUAUCCAAGCAGUGGUCAAGAGUACACAGCUGAGCCGAGACAAUCGUCUGUUUUUCUUGCUUAUUGCAUUUGAAAGAACUGUUUUAAUCGUCUAUGAAAGGACAACAUCAACAUUAACAUUAUUCGAUUCACAUAUGCAUGGACAAUCUGAUGGAGCUGUCAUAGCAACUGGACAUAGUGACAAUAUUGGCGAUCUUUGUCAGUGGCUCUCCCACUACAUAUUCCAUGAAACGCAAUCGCAGAAUGAUCGCAACAGGGAAUUCGAAAUUUCUCUCAUCCGUUUUUGUGGCAAACCUUUUAACAACGAUUGCUGCCUCCCAGCAACAACCACUCCCUAUGAAUUUCCUGUCUUCGCAACAGCGAGAAGAAGAAGAAAACGCCGCCUGGACACCAAAGCUACCAUGAAGGUGCUGAAGCAUGCAAAAACGGAAAUGGACCGUAGUGAAGGGCCAGAAGGCCUACGGGCCUCUACAUGCCCACGGCCACAGACUGUCAUUCCUCUUGCUUCACUUAGUAAUCUACGCUCACGUGUGUAG